Eriocheir sinensis (Chinese mitten crab) is the source of this 1334-nucleotide messenger RNA. RefSeq names its product sperm-specific H1/protamine-like protein type 2. Gene Ontology annotation, cellular component: nucleosome. Gene Ontology annotation, biological process: nucleosome assembly. Gene Ontology annotation, molecular function: DNA binding. The transcript has 4 exons. The record is from RefSeq and is a predicted model, not a curated record. NCBI's taxonomy places the organism in Eukaryota, Metazoa, Arthropoda, Malacostraca, Decapoda, Varunidae. Bases 137 to 841 code for a protein of 234 amino acids.
GGAGCGGCGCUACUUUCACGUCCUCCCGCGGGAGCUACGCGCCGCCCCCAGCUGGUGCCGCGCCACUCUCCCCGCCACGCCCGCACCGCCCGCACGUCACCCGCCCACGCCCGGUGAAAAAAGACAAGCCUAAACCAUGUCUGAGGAUGAUUCAAGAGGCGAGGAGGAGGUGAAGGAGGAGGAGGAGGCCGAGACGGACUCUGGGGCAAAGACUGAGGAGGAGGCAGCAUCUGGGGAGGGAGAAGGGGAGGGGGAGGACAAGGAGGAGGAGCAGCCCCCGCCUAAGAAGAGGGGGAGGAAGGCAGGAACAGGUGCUUCCCCUGCAGCUAAAAAACCCAAGAAGGAAAAAGGGGCCGAGGGAGCCACACCCAAGAAGAAGCGCAAGGCAGUGAAGAAGCUACACCCCAAGACGAUAGACAUGGUGGUGGAGGCCAUCGACAACCUGGCGGAGAAACGCGGCUCCUCGGUCCAGGCCAUCAAGGCGUACAUCCUUCAGAACUUCAAGACGGUGUCCACGGGAAAGAUUAAGUCCAUGCUGCGCCGCUCCCUCUCCAUGGGCCUCCAGCAGAGCAUCCUGUCGCGACCCAAGGGCCAGGCCGAAACGCAGGCGAUGAGUGGGCGUUACCUGCUUGGGAAGGCCGCAAAGAUGGAGGAUGAGGACGAGGUGAUGCCCAAGCAGUCCAAGCGUGCGCAGGAAGCCAAGAAGUCCGCCACGCUGAAGAAGAAGAAGAAGGGCGGAAGGAAGCCCAAGAAGUCGUCGCCCAAGAAGCCCGUCGCCCGCAAGGUGUCCACGCCCAAGGUCGGCCGUCCUGCAAAGAAGACCAAGCGCGGCAGAAAAUGAAGGGUGGCGAGGGCUGGGGCUUAGGGUCUAGGGAUGAGAUGGGAGAUAUUAUAGUUAGAGAGAAGUAUUUUAUUUGAAUGUUUUUAUAUUUUUAUUGACGUUUCAUAUUCCAGCUCAUUAUACGUAUCAUCUCCCAUUAUCCUGCAGCUUCGCAGUGCAUCUCAUUAGGUCUCACUAUGGGCACACACACACACACACACACACACCUCAUCUUCACUGUUCACUUCUCAAUAUUAGUGUUGUAGUUUGUCACCUGAUGGCCACCACAACAUACUCUGGGUCUUGAGGUAAUCAGUGUUUAGCUAGUCAUGGUUUUCAAGAAGCAGCUAAUAAGGCAAGAAUGAACUGUGGAGAUGAGGCUGUACAUUAGUUAGGUGGAAGUCCUAUUCAGAAACACCAGCAUCAUGUGCUUUAUUGCUGUAGCUUUCAGUUGUGAUAUAGUCAAAUUCAUAUUCAUAAGGUUCUUUUACAGAAUAAAACUUUUGUUAUACAA